AUGUCAACAUUGCUUUCUUCUUUAAUGUGCUAUCUUCAUGACAAGAAAAUGAUGAUAAAUCACACGAAUUUCUACAUGGGAUGGGACAGUAAAACUGCUUGUUUACAUGAGAAUAACGCCGGUUCGUUGAUCGAUUUGGUGUGGCGAUUUGGGAUAAGCCCUACUGGCAGCCAUAAAUUCUCCCUUGUGCGCGAACCAAAAGAGAAAUUCAUCUCUGGUCAUGUCAAUCAAUGCAGUGAGCUGAACCGUUGUGAUUCGUGUCGAAAUACGACGUGCACUUUGGAUAAAAUCGAUCGCUAUGCAAGGGAUUUCCUGAGAAGUGCUCAAUACGAAGGACCCGAAACGUAUCGACAUCACGUCAAUGCGCAUUUUUUCCCUCAAAACUGGCGUUGUGAGUUUGGAUCACGUUUUGAUGAGUAUCAAAUCAUUCGCUAUCACAGUGAAAAGAAAGAUGAGUUGAAGAGGGAUUUGCGGAGAGUUUUUCAGCUCUCCAAAGUCCCGGAGGGAACGAUUCAAUUUCUUUUGGCGAAACUAGAUGAAGGUCGAGGAAUGCACUCGACGGUUGGCAACUCAAAAACAGCAAAAAUCGACGACGAUCUCUUGGCAAAUCCUCGUCAACUCCGAAAGCUUGUCUCCAUCUUUUACUUUGAUUAUCUCAUUUUUCAAUAUGCUCUCCCGAAAUUGACGCAUCUUGUGAAUACAAAUGAAUUCCUCGCUCAA
Molecule: messenger RNA, 720 nt
Organism: Mesorhabditis belari
Lineage: Eukaryota; Metazoa; Nematoda; Chromadorea; Rhabditida; Rhabditidae
Source: the annotation of a GenBank genome assembly